UCUGUGGUCCGCAGAAAAGUGUACAGAAGUCACAGACAGCUCCAGAAAGCGCACUUAAACCAAUCUCUCUCUAGUCUCUACUCCCCUCAUUGAAUUUUGUUUCUCUCUCCUCUGUAUUUCUCUCUCUGCACUUCUGUUUUUACUCUCCCCCAACAUUAAUCUUGAUAUACAACUAGCAGUAUAAGAAGACCAGAGAUCAAGAGUUUUUCUUCCUUUAUCAAAGAAAUAAAUUAUAUGCUGAUAAGUGGUGAUCUUUGAUAAAUGGGCUUUUGAAACUCGAUUUGUCCCCACAAGAGGUAUUGUCUCCUUCUUUUCAAGCAGGGAUCAUCUGUCAAGUGUUAUGAUCCUCCAUUUCUGCUCGGUAGUGGCACAAUUGUCGGUGGCCUGAGAACGAUGCCAAAUCAGCAAUGGUUUGGACUGCUAAUGAUUUAUUAGAGUGGAAAGAUUUUCCUAAGGGCCUUAGGGUCCUUAUUCUUGAUGAAGACAAUAAUUCUGCAGCCGAAAUAAGAUCAAAGCUGGAGGAAAUGGACUAUAUUGUUUCCACAUUCUGCGAUGAGAGUGAAGCUUUGUCUGCAAUUUUGAACAACUCUGAGAGCUUCCAUGUUGCUAUUGUAGAGGUCAGUACAGACAACAGCCAUGGUAGAUUAAAGUUUCUCGAAACUACAAAGGAUUUGCCCACCAUUAUGACUUCAAAUGUGCAAUGUCUGAGCACCAUGAUGGAGUGCAUAGCGCUUGGUGCAGUUGAGUUUCUCUUAAAACCACUUUCUGAGGAAAAACUUAGAAAUAUAUGGCAGCAUGUAGUUCACAAGGCAUUCAAUGCAGGAAAUGAUCUCUCCAAAACACUACUGCCCGUCAAAGAAUCUGUGAUUUCCAUGCUGCAGCUCCGACUGGAAAAGGGUGAAUCAAAUAAUCAAAUGUCGAAAGAAACAGAAAAUGUGGCUCCAGUUGAUGAACAUGACCGAGAGCACUCGGCAGGAAGUGAUAAGUACCCGGCUCCUUCAACUCCGCAACUUAAACAUGGAGUGAGAUUACUGGAUGAUGGAGAUUGCCAAGAUCAAACUAAUAGUUCAGUGGAGAAAGAUAGUGGGGAGCAAGAUGGGGAAUCUAAAUCCGUCGAAACUACUUGUGGCAAUUCAGUUGCUGAGAUUGCUGUUCAGGCAAGCCCACCUCCGACAAUGUCGGAUACCGUUAUUAAGGAGGAGGAUGAAUCAACUGAUGGUUUUAAAAAUGAAAGAAGUAAUAUAUCUCCUCGUCCUCAAAAUACAGACCGUCUCAACGGUUUUGCUGGUGAUGCUGGAAACCCCAUUAAAGCAUCUGGGCUGAAAAAUUCUUGUGGGGCUAAAUCAAAUAAGAAGAAGGUUAAGGUAGAGUUGGUACAUGAGCGAGCAUUGCUAGUAGACUGGACUCCUGAACUUCACAAAAAAUUUGUGCAUGCUGUAGAGCAACUAGGUGUAGAUCAGGCCAUUCCUUCUCGAAUAUUAGAGCUGAUGAAAGUGGAAGGCUUGACAAGACAUAAUGUGGCAAGUCAUCUCCAGAAAUACAGAAUGCAUCGACGACACAUUUUGCCAAAGGAAAAUAACAGGAGAUGGCCUAAUCCGGGAGAUCCUUCGCAAAGGAAUUAUUAUCCACAUAAGCCAGUCAUGGCCUUCCCUCCAUAUUGUUCUAAUCACACCGUCCCAGCUGGUCAGGUCUAUCCCGCGUGGGGAUCACCUAGCAGUUACACGGCCGGUGUCCAGAUGUGGAAUCAACCUUGCUAUCCUGCGUGGCAGCCUACAGAAACUUGGCAUUGGAAACCUUAUCCUGGGAUGCAAGCUGAUGCAUGGGGUUGCCCUGUGAUGCCGCCACCACAUGGAACAUACCCCUCCUUCCCUCAGAACAUGUCUGGAUUUCAUAUAGCUGAUACGAUGCAUAACAGCUACAGCAUGCCUCAGAAUUCUUUUGACCUUCAACCGGCGGAGGAGGUAAUUGAUAAGGUUGUGAAGGAGGCAAUCAGCAAGCCAUGGCUUCCCCUGCCUUUGGGGCUAAAACCUCCUUCCACUGACAGUGUCCUCACUGAGCUCUACAAACAAGGCAUCUCCACGGUCCCUCCAUACAUCAACGGCUCUCAGCCCCGCUGACGCGGCACAUAUCACCUGGGUCCCAUCAUCUGAGCCCCAAACAAAUAAAAACGAGGAGAGAGAAUGGCGCGUGGAGCCACGGUCCUAUCAUUUGAUGAAGCCAGUGCUGACGUCAUGCACACCACAGCAAGGAAAUGGAAAAAACGUUUGUUGAUAUUAUCCAUCGCCACUGUAAAAAAAUUGCCGUACUGUUGCUUUCUGGGUUGGAAGGUGUUCUACGACUGAGAAGGAGCCACGUACGAGAGUUUGACACCACAGAAGGCAAACAUGUGGUUGUAGAUAUAGAAGAGAUGGUACGGGACAGUGGUGGGUCCCAUGUUUUUGUUAUGUUAGGUGGGGCCUACUGAUGAGGUCCAAAAUCCAAAUAAUGUCAACUGCAUUCAACAGAACAAUUAUGGUGUUGUUAUGGUGGAGCUAUGUAGGUACUUUUCAAGGGCUUUGUUGUCUUAUCUUUUUAAGAAAUGGUACAGUGUUUUGCCAGCACAGACAAUGUUUUGGA
This is a messenger RNA of Cornus florida, 2616 nucleotides long. RefSeq names its product two-component response regulator-like APRR2. The coding region runs from base 408 to 2117 and encodes 569 amino acids. The transcript has 12 exons. NCBI's taxonomy places the organism in Eukaryota, Viridiplantae, Streptophyta, Magnoliopsida, Cornales, Cornaceae. Gene Ontology annotation, cellular component: nucleus. Gene Ontology annotation, molecular function: transcription cis-regulatory region binding; DNA-binding transcription factor activity. Gene Ontology annotation, biological process: phosphorelay signal transduction system; positive regulation of DNA-templated transcription. The record is from RefSeq and is a predicted model, not a curated record.